This is a messenger RNA of Cyprinus carpio (common carp), 6325 nucleotides long. RefSeq names its product serine/threonine-protein kinase pim-3-like. The record is from RefSeq and is a predicted model, not a curated record. Gene Ontology annotation, cellular component: cytoplasm. Gene Ontology annotation, biological process: negative regulation of apoptotic process; regulation of mitotic cell cycle; protein autophosphorylation. The coding region runs from base 5288 to 6085 and encodes 265 amino acids. Gene Ontology annotation, molecular function: ATP binding; protein serine/threonine kinase activity. Lineage: Eukaryota; Metazoa; Chordata; Actinopteri; Cypriniformes; Cyprinidae. The transcript is spliced from 6 exons.
UAUAUAUAUAUGAAAUGAGCAUAAACUGAAUUCGCUACAACUUAAACUACCACGGUUUAUUCUUAUAGUGGUACUUUAUAAAUGUUGUUUUCACUUUAUGGUUAUGAGAAUUAGAACUUGCAAAAUAUAUUUUUCCUUGUGCCAAAAAAAAGAAAAAAAAGAAAUGCUGUUUCAAUUAAUUUUUAUUUAUUUUUGUAUUUUGGGGUAAAAUAUGACUUGGACAAGUUUUUUUGAGAUUCACCCUAAUUGGCCUGAUUUUUCCUUAAAGAUAACACUAAUUAUAUAUAUAUAUAUAUAUAUAUAUAUAUAUAUAUAUAUACACACACUUUUUUUCUGCAAGUACUUCUAUUGUUUUUUAGUUUUUUGUUUAAUUUUGUGUGCCUGUAUUAACAGAACUAAGUCAGUAUGUCAUUCUGGUUGCAUAUCCUUAAUUUCAGAGACCCUUCAACGUGCUCUCCCUGCUGUCUUUCCAGUCACCUGAAGGCUGCACCCAGUGCAGGACUCCAUACUCAGUGUCUGUUCGCAGCAUAAAGCGAGGGCCAAAAAAUCUGUCAGGGAAACAGAAACUAGCACAAGACAUAAAGAUGGCAUGUUCUUACGAAGUAACGUCAGUGUGUUUUUGAUUUAGUGGAGCGAGUGUUAAUGGAUGCGGUCAGCCCCCGAUCUCUCCUUACCUUCGUCUCUCUGUUGGAUGAAACUCUGGUGUGUUCUUAAACUCUGCAGUUGUUUCCAGUACAAAGCGGCAGCCAAGGAUAAUUUGAUUGGAUUUUACACUCAAGCGGCAGCAUGAUUAACCAAUCAAAACUGCAAUGUGCCAAACACAGAACCUGCUCAUCUGCACGGUAACUGAGCCAUUUGAAAGUGUUUUAACCCUGGGUGAUGGAUAACCUGUGUGUGACUAAGCUGUUCAUCAAUCAGUGUGGUGAUUUCACUAGAGGUGAACUGAUGAGUCAAUUGACCCUGACAUGCUCCUUCAUCCGUGUGUGUGUGUGUGUGUGUGUGUGUGUGUGUGUGUUCUGCCCCUGGCUUCCCCUGUCCAUGAAGCAUAAUUCACAUCUGCAGAGGUUACAUCUCUCUCUGGCAGACCAGUUUUAUCUUGAAUGGAGAUGUAAUGGGGUGAAGAGGCAGGGUGGGAUGGGAGUUUUGGAGCCAAAAUGUUUGUCAGUGAAAGUAUAAUCCUAUAAUUAUAUAAAUUAAUUAAAAGCGAUGAUUUUAUAAAAUAAUUUAAAAAAUAAAGUUCUACAAAAAAAACACUGCCUUUGGUGUUUGAGUUUUGGAUAAAUCAUGAGCUUGAACUCACUGAAUCACCAGCGCUCAGGAACUAUCGGGAUGUACAAGUUUAAAAAAAAAUGGUUUCAGUAGAACAUUGUUAAACAAAGCUGUUUGAAAACGACCACACUGAACGAAAUGUUUUCACAAUAAAAUGACUAUUGGUUUGAGUUCAUAUAAUUCAUCAGAGGAACACGUCUGCUAGUUGUCAAGUAUACUCAUUAGACACCAUUUAGAGGAAGAGAUGUUUUUGCUGGUGAAUUUGGCAGAGAUGUUAAAGGCAAACUGCAUGGACACGCAUUAAACAAUACACUACAAGUGACAUCUAAUUUAGGUUUCUUUUGUAUAUUCUACAAAACAAAUUAUUUUAAUUACUUUAAUGUAAACAAAUAUACACACACACAUUGUGUGUGUAGAUGUAGACUUCAACAUUUCUUAUCCUUUUUUUUUUACUCUAGACCCACUAACAUGAAAAGAUUGGACAGCAGAAACAGUGAUCCAGGAAACUGGCCAAUGAAACUGUUCACGUCUUUCUAAAUUGGAAAAUAUGACCGUUGUUAUUGUCUUUCUGAGUGAGGCCAUUGACUGUAAACUGCUGCUCCUUGAGAGUGAUUGCUCGCUCGGCCCCAAGUUAUUUUAUAUUUACCUGUUACAUUUUUAUUUUGAGCGAAUUUGAGUCGAGUGGUAUGACAAUGUAGAACAAAAACUGGAAUGUGACCACAGGAAGGGUCAGAUCUGCGAGGUCCUGCAAACAAUGGCAAAAUGAGGUAAGAAAUUCAAAUAUAUAAACAAAUAUAUUUUGAUAAAUAUAAACAAAUAUAUAAAACAAAAUAAAAAAUAAAGAUUAAAAUAAAAUGUAUUGCACUUUCUAAUGACAGUAUCAUCUCUUUUUCAAGGAAACAGCUGCUUUACAACUUCAAAUAUUUUUCACAAAUAUGAGAACAUUAGUUAAAGAAUUAAACAAGUAUUGCACUGUUAUCUGACAGUAUAACUUUCUAAUGAUUGUUUCAUCUCUUUUUCCUCUGCAUAAAUUUAGCUUCAAGGAAACAUGGGCAACCCUAAAACAUUAAUAAAAGCCUGAGCAGAGCACUGGUCUCUGCAACUUUGUCUAUCACAGUGUCAUUGUCCAAAGACAUGAGAAUUUCUUUCUUAGUGCACAUGAGCAGGGACGUCACUAGGAUUGGAAGACAGGAGGGGCUUAGCCCCCAGGGUAUUUGUAACUUGUGUUUGCAAAAUCUUUGCACUCACAUACAAGUGUGUGUGUGUAUUUAUAUAAAAUAAUUAUACACAGUGAGAGUACACACACAUUUACUAUGUAAAUACAAACUUUUAUUUUGGAUGCGAUUAAUCACGAUUAUAAUCGUCUCAGCCGUUAGAAUAUAGCUAGCAUAUAUAAUAAACAUAAUGAAAUAAUUUAGUUUAGGCUAUGCAUAGUGCCUAGACCUGCCAACAAAUGCUUAUUGUUAGAAGAAAACAAAACAAUCCUUAGACAUAGACCAUUACUGACCUCAAUCACACUGGCUCCCUCAGAAUCAACUGGCCUGCCAAUCUCCUGCGGCUGCUUCUCCUUCUCUCUGCUAAAAUAUCUUUGAAUAUCCAUCUCAUCUGCUCAAUGAAUUGAAGGAUACAACAGUAAUAGCAUUAACACCCUAUGACAUUUAGUUUUCAGUGACAACAACAUUCUGAGGGGAUUGAUAUUGUUUUAGAAUAUGCCUAUUAUAGAGGUUAUAUUAUUGGAAAAGAAUAAAGAGUCGUGAUUAGCUUGCUAAGUUAACCAUUUCUUGUAUUUUGCUUGUUUACUCUAACGUUAGCUAGACUACAGUUUUCAAUAGCAAACCAACAUAUCCCCUUUCCUGUACCUCAAGAAAAUGUAGCUUAAGGUAAGCAGGUAAUUAAAAACAACAUAUAAUUUCACUCUGUAUCACGACACUUACCAAUCUUCCUUUCACCAUUAGUGUGUGUAUCGGUGUGUGUGGGCGGGAGGGUGCAUAGCGAGUUCAGACCAAACUAGAGUAAUGACGAGACGAGAUGAAUCCUCCGGUCUGCAACGCUUUGAAAGCUGCCAGUUCACACCAAUCCAACGAGACGGUGCGGUGCAUCAUCUUGAUAGCACAACGACUCUUUGUACUUCUGUCCAACUUCUGACUUUUCGGCUAUUUUUUGUAGCUGGAUAUAUAUCAUUUGUUGCGUCUCAAUAUGAAUGAGGAUACGGUUGUUGAUAAAUCAAAUUGUUAUUGUUGUAUUUAUUAUCAUUUAGGGGGGCUUAAGAACAUUUUUGGGUAGCUUCAGCCCCCCUAAAAUAGGCCUAACGACAUCCCUGCACAUGAGCACGAAUGCCUCAAAGUUCUUCUGGGUUAAAGUGCUCCUGAGUCUGUUUUUUAUGAAUGUCACUGUUGAGAAGCUUCUCUCACAGGCUACUUGUGUGAUGGACAGUGUUAAUAGCAACUUGUAGGCGAGUCCAAUCACAGGCAUCAGUAAGUAGAUUGUACUGAGAGAGAAUGAGAUAAACACAAUUUUUAAACACAGUUUUUACGGGAGCAACAAGUUUUGCUCUCUAGUUCGACAUCCUGCUGUUCCAUGGAAGGAUCCUCAUCACCUCCUUGUGGGAUUUCACUAGCUGUCCUAACAAUGUAACCCUCCAGAGGGGACAUCUUUAGUCUGUCCCACUGAGAUGCAAGGCUGUACAGUUCACCACAUAAUGUGCCAACUGUAGCCCUGUCGUCAAACUUAAGCAGACAUUUGCUUAUUUCUUCCAGAGCUGAGCUGGGAAGUCCAUUUUCCCUCACAUGAGCAAAGUUUCUAGGGUCUAAACAGGCGAAAUCUGACCAAAGUUUUGCAUUAGCAGAAAACCUCCUUUGGAUACUGCCUAUUACUGUGUCUACAAUCACAUUGUGUACUUUUACCUCAAAGUCAGUAUCAGCUGAUGCUAACUGCUCAUCUUCUGCAAGCUCUCCAGGCAUUCUUUUCUUUUUCUGAUCCUUCUCUCAGAAAAGACAGCCUGCACUACAAGCUCACACUCUUCCUCCUCUUGCAACUUUCCAUUAGCACACUUCACAAACUCAUCAGCUCCUUCAAAGUCCCUAGCACACUUCCUGAGACCCUCCUCUGUUCCCUCAACCAGACGUUGAGCUGUGAUGAUAUCCAUUCCCUUUGUCUGUAAGUAUUUUGAAAGGGAGGAUGUAAGCUCAAAAAUGCGAAGGAAGAGUUGAGCAGUGACCACUGUCUCAUACUUCAAAAAGCCUUCUAUGAAUCCCUUUGCAUUGGCCCUCACAGAUGGCUUUUGUGUACUGUCAUCUAUAAUGGUGUCUAAAGUCAUGAGCACUUCAAAAAACAAGCCUUCUGAGGAUUCCCGAAGCACCCAAACACUUUACUUGGUGCCUGAUCCUUAGCCCACCACCUAGUUGGCUCUAUUGGGCACAGUCGUCUGUGAUGCUUGUCCUGACUCUUCUCCUCCCACUUCUGCAAGCGCUUGUAUGACUCUCUUAAAAAACUGCUACAUCGUUAUGCAGUGAAAACAGAGACGCACUUUCCACAACACUUGCAGGCUGCACUCUGCGAGAAAAUAUUCAAUAAAAAAGAGUGGGACUGCGGUAAAAUAAUAAAAAUAAAAAUAAAAAUAAUUCAACCCAGUGCCAUGACAACAAAGGCCCUCGCGGCCAAAAAAACCAUACAUUUUAUUGCUUCCCCUUAGAAAGAUACGUUCAAACGUAUACUAUUAUAAAACAAAUUAUUACAUCUUAAAAAACAUGAAAUUCUAAGGGGAAAAAAACUUUAAUAAUAAAAAAAAAAAAAUAGUAACGCAUAUACAUUUAUAUAAAAUAAUGCAUGUAAAGAGACAACCACACUCCCUGGCUUAUAAAGCGAGAAUAAAAUUCCGAAGAAAAACCUCUGUGACGUCACAGUAGCUGGAAGCACUGCGUCACCAGUCGCUUGUUCGUGUGCGGACUUGUCAGGUGAAUGAGAAUCCGCGCGCAAGUGAAGACAGUUAGCUAGAGACUGAGUUUGACAGCGCCCCAUCAUGAGCGCUCGAGUCUGUCCUGCGCUGGAGCCGGUGGAGCUCAGCAGCUGUCCGGUGCUGGUGUCAGCAGAUGGCGCUCUGACAGCUGGAGGAAACACCAGCCCCACAGAAAGCCAAACGAAAAACAAGAAGUGUGGCAUCUGUGCUUUCUUCAAGAGAACAUGGCAGGCUGUAAAAUCUGUGGACUGCUGUUGUCGCAGAGGCAACAGAGUGACACUUUUUCAGCCAAACACCGAUCCAGCAGACCCCCUGAGCCCCCUUGAGUCGACGGCUCUCCGGGAUCCAGCUGAUCCUGAGCCAGCUGAAGAAAAGCAAAGAAAAAACAAGAAGAGUGGCAUCUGUGCUUUCUUCAAGAGAACAUGGCAGGCUGUAAAGUGUGUUGACCGCUGUCACCACAGAAAAAACAAAGUGACGCCUUUUCAGCCAGAGGCAGAUCCAGAUGACCCCCAGCGCGCUCCAUCCGGCCUUGAGUCCAUGGCUGUCCCUGAUUUAGACCGGACCGGUCCGGAUGAAGUUCCAGCUGAUCCUGAGCCAGCUAAAGAAAAGCAACCAAAAAUGAAGAACAUAGGUAUCUUUGCAUUUGUCAAGAGAGCAUUGCGGGCUGUAAAAUGUGCAACAAAGCAAAACAUCAAGGACCCUGUUGCACCCCAGCCCAUCACUGACUCAGCUGAGCCGCAAGCAGGUCCAUCUGAAGCAGCAGCUGAUCCUCCAGCCGAGCAGCAGCCAUGUUCUUCUGGCCCUGUGUCAGCUGAUCUGCAGAGUCCAGGCCAGUCUGACCCUGACCAAGGUUCAUGUUAAUUCUGCCCUGUUUUAUUUUGUUUGUUGUUUCUCCUCCGAUUGAUUGACAUGUCUAGUCUACUAGCUCCUGCUUGUGCAGUUUAAGCCUUUAUCAGCUAUUCAGAAUUUUCAUUUGCCUCCCUUUAUGAAGUGAGAGCAAAGAUUUCUUCGGGAGGAUUCGGCACUGUGUUCAGAGGAUUUCACAAAUCUGAUGGUCAGGAGGUUGCCAUCAAAUUUAUCCCUAAGAGGAGCACAGACCAG